AUGUUAUUGUGUGUGUGUGUGUGUGUGUGUGUGUGUGUGUGUGUGUGUGUGUGUGUGUGUGUGUGUGUGUGUUUCAUUGUUGGACAGCAACAGCAACAGCAGCUGCGCCGCGGCCUUGUCAGCCGGAGCAGCAGCGACUUUGAUGGGUGGGCGGUGCCGGUGCGGUGGGCCCUGACGCUGGCCUCCGCCAAGGCUCACACACCUGACAUGUGUGUGUGUGUGUGUGUGUGUGUGUGUGUGUGUGUGUGUGUGUGUGUGUGUGUGUGUGUGUGUGUGUGGACAGGGGAGCGAGAUCCAGCAACAGACAUGCCACAUGGGCAAGGCGAGCUGAUGUAUUUUGAUCAGGGCUUUUAUCGAGGCGAGUUCAAGCAUGGUGAGAUGACGGGCCGGGGCUACCGCCGCUACAUCAAUGGCACGACGUAUGCAGGCGACUUUGUCGAAGGGGUCUCGCCUACUCUCCGUUGCAUCGUUAAUUGGGCAUCGACCACCCCCAAAACCACAAGGCCAAAUUUCUAA
This is a messenger RNA of Monosiga brevicollis MX1, 516 nucleotides long. RefSeq lists its product as uncharacterized. Bases 1 to 516 code for a protein of 171 amino acids. The transcript has 5 exons. The record is from RefSeq and is a predicted model, not a curated record. NCBI's taxonomy places the organism in Eukaryota, Choanoflagellata, Craspedida, Salpingoecidae.